UGCGCGCCCCGCGCGCUCCCCGCGCGCACCGCGCUCGCUCCCUGCAAGCGCACUAUGCGCAUGGCACGCGCCCUCUCCACUCUGCUCGCGGUGCUGUGUGGGGCAGUGGCGGGCGCAGGCGACGUGAUGGCGAACGUGAGCCGCGUACACCGCGCCGCGCCGCCGCACCAUCCGCACCGCGUGCUGUAUGUAGACAGGACCGACGAAGAGGAAGCAACUGCGGCGUGGAAGCGCUCACAUUGGCGCGAGAUGAAGUCCAUACUCCAGCACGAGGGUGCCAAUGUAGAAAAGGUAGAGUGCUGCCCCUCAGUACUAGAGAUGGUGGAAAAAAAAGGCGGCAAGAACUUAAGAGGUCGUUACGUCCAUCUCUAUAGAGACGGGGAAAAUAAGCAACUACUCUACGAGCUAUCGUGUGCUCCAGGCGUUGUUGACAAACCCUGUCGGUUCGUCGACGCCAGACUCUACAACCAAUCGGUUUGCGUCCAACAAUACUCGUACACGUAUGCGUUAGUGCGGGACUCAGCAGAUACGGAGAUGCCCCAAUAUAGGAAUCGAACUGAAAAGUACUUUAACGUGACGGGCACCGGUGGCUGGUCCAUGGACCAUAUAAAAGUGCGUGCGGGCUGUGAGUGUCAAAUUACGCCGCCGAAGCGGAAAAAUGCACACAGAAGACGGCCGGAGAGACAACGGCAUAAGAGGAAAAACAAAAAGUUCGAAGAAGAUGAUGACACUUGAUUGUGGGUGUAGUGCUAGUAAUCCAGUGGGACUUUGAACAAAUUUAACGUGGAAUCUUCCCGAUUUAGUAUUAGUAGAACAUCGUGGUUUUGCAACUUUGCAAAUUUGACCCUGGGCCAUAUGCCUAGUAACAUACCUAUAAAAAAUUACAAGAAAUUAUUUCAUAUGACAACAGUUUUUAGGAAAAUAUUCCUAAACUCCUGUUCAGAAGUCUAUACUUAAAACAAAAUUAACGUAAGAACACAAACAAAAAUUUCUUUAUAUCCGAGUCCAGACACGUUGAGGCAACAUACAAAGACUCCAAUCGGAUCGAUGGAAUUUUUCUUUCGUGUUUGUUCGAUGUAUAAAUCAAUAAUACAAAAGAUAGAUGAAUUCAUUGCAGUAAAAAUAUCAUGAUUCUAAAUAAAAAGAUAUUACGAAUUAAACUACUUUAUUAUUAUUUUUGUGAGUUGCAAAGUCAAGAAAGUCGUGUUAACAUAACGUUACCGAUGCCAAGCCAAUAACUUGGUCAUAGCAAGUAUCGGUAUUAAUUCAAUGUAUUUAUUUUUGGGAAUAUCUUUAAUUACGCUUCUCGUAUUGUAGUGUUGUGUAAAUAGUUUUGAUCGAUCUUAUGAAUCAGUGCCUUUACAAUUAAUUGUUGUCAUUCUUUACCACUUCUUCGCUCUCCUGACUAAUUGGCGCUUUCCCGAUUAAUUGUCGUAAUUCGGUUAACAUCACGAGCUUUAUUAUCAGGACGUUAUUUGCAAAAUAUUAAUCGCCUUACUUACCUAUGUUACUAACAGCAUGCUGCCAUGCUUAUGAUAAGAACAAUAAGUAACUCAAACAUACUUACUGUUAAUAUUGUAAGCACGGCAUCAUGGAGAACAAGUUUUGUUCCAGGAUUUUUUAGAAAACACAAUGAAUUUACCAAAAAUAAACUUUUACAUCUGUGCUUGGUAGUAAAGUAGUAAGUUAAAACGAGCAAGAGUCCUCCUUGAUGACCCCUCACCCCCGCUCUUGUGUUUUGCUUCGGACUGGUAUUUACCCAGGCGCUUUCUUUUGCUACUGCACAGAGUUAUCACCGUUUAAAGCGAUCUAUUUAAAUAUUUUUAUUUUGGACUGUAUUUUUUUGUAUGUAUGCUAUUGGGAUUACACCGGCACUUGUGAGCCGAUUUUGAUGAUUCUUUUUUUCUGUUGGAAAGAGAGUACCCCAGUAUUGAUCCUAUUUAAAUUUAAAGAAAAUAUUCCGCCUGUAAGGAUGUCAAACUACGGAAGGAAAUCGGUUUCGCGCACUUUCCGGUAACCGAUUUCAACAAAUCUUGGCAAAUAGAUGUAAUUCCACAAACUUUUCAGGUCAGUUUUUUUUAUAAAAACGUUGUUAUUUUUAUGUACG
Messenger RNA from Hyposmocoma kahamanoa, 2107 nucleotides. RefSeq lists its product as uncharacterized. The record is from RefSeq and is a predicted model, not a curated record. The transcript is spliced from 3 exons. NCBI's taxonomy places the organism in Eukaryota, Metazoa, Arthropoda, Insecta, Lepidoptera, Cosmopterigidae. The coding region runs from base 55 to 735 and encodes 226 amino acids.